AUGAGGUUCACACAAUUUCUCCGGCUCCUUGCCAUCGCCGGCCCGGCGCUCGCGGCGCUCGAAGUUGACGGAGACGCGUGCACAGUAACACCACUUGGGACUGGGACCAACGGCAAAGACCCUGACGACACACCCCAGAUCCUGAGCGCGUUCAAGCAAUGCGGCAAGAACGGACGCAUCGUGCUUACGGAAGGCCUGUUCCACAUCGGACAAGUGAUGAAGACGACAGAUCUGGCCAAUGUGUCGAUUGAGAUCCACGGCACGCUCAAGUGGUCAGCCGAUAUACAGUACUGGCUGCGCAACAGCCUCUCGGUCACGUACGCUGGGCGAAGCACAGCCUGGAUGUUGGGCGGCAAUGAUAUCAAACUUCUCGGCUUCGGCAAGGCUCUGUUUGACGGCAACGGGCAGCUGUGGUACGACCAGAACCGCAAUCAGGGGAACCAGAACGGGCGGCCGAUCUCAUUGACACUGUGGCACGCGCGCAACGUCCUCGUUGACGGCAUCACCUGGCGCCAGGUCCAGUUCUGGCACACCUUUGUCGCCUACAGCCAGAACAUCACCAUGACCAACCUCGACAUGAACGCCACGAGCAACAGCCAGUGGAAGACGGUCAAUACAGACGGCGUGGACACAUGGAACUCAAAGGACGUUGUCAUCGCGAACUGGACAGUCACCUGUGGCGACGACUGCAUCUCUAUGAAAGGCAACAGCACGAACAUCUCGGUGUCUAAUGUGACCUGUCGAGAGAGUGGCUGCGCUUGCAUCGGCUCCAUAGGCUCUCAGCCAUCGCAGCCAGACUACGUGGAGAACGUGUACUUCGACAACGUGACGUGCAAGCACUCGUCGAAUGCAGCGUGGAUCAAGACGUAUAGUGGGACAGGGCAUGUGCGUAACAUCACGUUCGCCAACUUCCGCAUCAGCGAAGUCGACCAGCCCAUUUAUGUGACUCCAUGUAUCUAUUCCGCCAACGGGUGCGACUCCAGUCGCCUGGCCAUCAGCGAUGUGCGCUGGGUCAACAUCACUGGCACCAGCAGGUAUAACGUUGCUGCGGGCAUCCAUUGCAGUGCUGCGGCGCCGUGCAAGGGUUUCAGUAUGGAGAACGUAAAUAUCACGCCCGCGGCCGGGGGUUCGGCCAAGUGGCUGUGUUCCAACAUACAGAACCAAGGCAGUUCUGGGAUACCAUGUACGGGAACCUGUCCGGCGGACUGGCCACAGCAGCUGAAAGGAAAUCGUUAA
Messenger RNA from Neoarthrinium moseri, 1236 nucleotides. RefSeq lists its product as uncharacterized. NCBI's taxonomy places the organism in Eukaryota, Fungi, Ascomycota, Sordariomycetes, Amphisphaeriales, Apiosporaceae. The record is from RefSeq and is a predicted model, not a curated record. Gene Ontology annotation, biological process: carbohydrate metabolic process. The coding region runs from base 1 to 1236 and encodes 411 amino acids. Gene Ontology annotation, molecular function: polygalacturonase activity. The transcript is spliced from 2 exons.